Molecule: messenger RNA, 501 nt
Organism: Culex quinquefasciatus (southern house mosquito)
Lineage: Eukaryota; Metazoa; Arthropoda; Insecta; Diptera; Culicidae
Product: myb-like protein D
Exons: 1
Source: RefSeq, a predicted model, not a curated record
AAUAAUAAUAAUAAUAAUAAUAAUAAUAAUAAUAAUAAUAAUAAUAAUAAUAAUAAUAAUAAUAAUAAUAAUAAUAAUAAUAAUAAUAAUAAUAAUAAUAAUAAUAAUAAUAAUAAUAAUAAUAAUAAUAAUAAUAAUAAUAAUAAUAAUAAUAAUAAUAAUAAUAAUAAUAAUAAUAAUAAUAAUAAUAAUAAUAAUAAUAAUAAUAAUAAUAAUAAUAAUAAUAAUAAUAAUAAUAAUAAUAAUAAUAAUAAUAAUAAUAAUAAUAAUAAUAAUAAUAAUAAUAAUAAUAAUAAUAAUAAUAAUAAUAAUAAUAAUAAUAAUAAUAAUAAUAAUAAUAAUAAUAAUAAUAAUAAUAAUAAUAAUAAUAAUAAUAAUAAUAAUAAUAAUAAUAAUAAUAAUAAUAAUAAUAAUAAUAAUAAUAAUAAUAAUAAUAAUAAUAAUAAUAAUAAUAAUAAUAAUAAUAAUAAUAAUAAUAAUAAUAAUAAUAAUAAUAAUAAU